Chaetomium fimeti is the source of this 2255-nucleotide messenger RNA. RefSeq lists its product as uncharacterized. The record is from RefSeq and is a predicted model, not a curated record. NCBI's taxonomy places the organism in Eukaryota, Fungi, Ascomycota, Sordariomycetes, Sordariales, Chaetomiaceae. Bases 162 to 2060 code for a protein of 632 amino acids. The transcript is spliced from 3 exons.
ACCCUUCCUUAGCUUUCCCACGCCGCGAUCUCGAGAUCUCCAAGCGUAAAAGAGAGGGAAACGCCGCUCUCGCAAGAAGAAACAGCACCCUUUUUCCUGCGUCGAGUUCUCGAGAUCUUUGGUUGCAAGCAGCAAACAGACCAAGGGACAAACGACUAAACAUGGAUACAGACAGGCAAGACGAGGUCGACUCGCCUAUGAUUGAGGACUUUCUCGACUGCGACCAGUUGGGAUCAGACUCAGACGGCGGCAGCUCCGGCAGUUCCUCUCCUAGGAAAUCGUUCAAACGCCUUCACAUUCACGUCGACAUGACCAAUAGCCAGUACCUCGCGCCCGGGGCGCACCACGGCGAGCAGACCCGGAUAGACGGCCUGCCGAUCUGCACUAGCGGCCCAUCAACAGGUGCUUUCUCUUCAGCAGCCGAUCUCGACCCCUACAGCGCAGUAUCCGGCGUCUCGUCGUUCAACUACCCUGCCGCUGCUGACCCAAGCCUCCUGACGCCGGCAUCGAGCUCGGGGAGCCCUCCUCUGCAGCACAAACAGUCGGGGAAACCGAUGCGGACUUACCACCAUUCUCAGACGCCGGCUCUCGCACCGCAGGCGCCGACGCCUCCCGACACAUCCAAGAUGUACAGCUACAACGGCUACGAGCUGAACUCCAGCAGCCAAAGCCCGUCUCCCAUGACGGUGAACCCGUCAGUGACGGAAGCCGCGCCCUUCAUGACGCCCUACAUGGCGCACUCUCCUCCCGUCAGCCACCAUACCUCCUCGCCCAAGAGCGAGAUCCCGCCUCCAAUCGAUCCCUAUCUCGGCCACUUUACUGUCUCGGGCGGAAACGACGGUGAUGUAACGCACCACUCGCUGCAAGAUUACCACCCGUACGGCGUCGAAGUCGCCCAACCAGGCGCAUACCUUGCCCAGCAACACGUCCCGGUCGGCACACCGCACAUGCACCACCGCAUGCCUUCAGAUGGGUCGGCACCAGUCUUGUCGCAACCCCACCCUUCACACUUUAGGCCGCACUCCGGGGCCCAAGUCGGCGCGAUCGAGGACCUGCGAGACCCCGGCAUGCUCCUCGGGCCGUAUCCGACCCACGGGGCCAUGAGCCCAGGCAGGAGAGCGCCGCCGCGGAAGAAGCCCUCUAAUUCCAGGAAGCCGUCCCGCGCACCCAAGGCGAUGCCCCACGCUGGGCCGAGCGCCAAUGGCCAGUUCAGGCCGGAAGAGGAUGGGGAGAAGCUCACGCUGAAGGACGAUGCUCCCGAGGACGACAAGUACCUCUUCCAGCUCCGGAACGAGUACAUCUCGGAGAAGGGCAAGGGCAUGUGGGAGGAGAUGAAGGCCAGGUACUCAGAGAAGCACCAGGGCAACUGGGAGAAGGCCGCCCUCCAGAUGAAGGUCUCGCGAGCAGUGGCCCGGUAUGGCGUAUGGCCAGAAAGAGAGAUUGAUCGGCUCAAGGAAGCCUUCGAUUACUUCGAGGACAUGCGGUACCAGCUCAUCAUCGCCCGGAUGAAGGAGACGGGCGGCUGCCGGGUGUGGGACUGGAAGAAGCCGCAUAUUAUUGCGAUGCUGGUGAAGCUCGGCUUGGAAGAGCCGACAGCCAACGAGAAGACGGGCCUACGCCGGCGCAAGAAAGCGGCCAAGAGGCAGGGCAGCCCCCAGAACGGCGGCCACCCCGUCAUGGGCGACUGGUCGGGCGGGCUCGGCUUGCACCACCCGGUCUACCACGGACACGCGCACGCGCACCACGUCGCCGCCAACGCGGCAGCACGCCAGGGGCAGCAGUUCGAUACCAUGAUGGGCGACGACUUCGGCGGGCCGCCCAACCUGACGGCCAAGCAGCAGGACGACCUCAUCAACGACGUCUUCAGCAACGUCAAGGCAGAGCGCAGCCUCAGCCCGGACAACGGCAUGGAUGGCAUGGACGGGUUCGCGUACGGCAGCACCGACGCCGGCGGCGCGAGGCGGCCUUCGACAGCGGCCCCCCGCGAGUUCAAUCACCAGGGCAGCGCCCGUGUGGCACGACAAGCGUGCGAUCAAUUGCUCCAGCACCCUUCUUCAUAGAUACCCCGGGAAAUGCACAACGGCGCAAGGAUAAUAACGAGACCAUGGCACAGCCACCACGGCGAAGGUACAAGAAACAAGAAUGACGGGGGGCUGGGUAAUCAGGGCAACCUGACUGGCAUCUUCUUUGGGUUUUGGGUGGGCGGUUUGGGUUCUGGUUUGGGGGCGGUAAUCCUGUAUUUUUACCAGCAUCGU